Molecule: messenger RNA, 1147 nt
Organism: Diprion similis
Lineage: Eukaryota; Metazoa; Arthropoda; Insecta; Hymenoptera; Diprionidae
Product: pyridoxine/pyridoxamine 5'-phosphate oxidase
Exons: 6
Coding region: 16-801 (261 amino acids)
Biological process (GO): pyridoxal 5'-phosphate biosynthetic process; pyridoxine biosynthetic process
Molecular function (GO): pyridoxamine phosphate oxidase activity; FMN binding
Source: RefSeq, a predicted model, not a curated record
UAGUAAGUAACGCGCAUGACCGACAUCCAUAUCACAUGUAUCAUGACUGUGCUGCUCAGUAGGAUUCUGACGAGUCGAUAUCCGGGCAACUUCAGCUCUAAUGUGAUUAACAAAGCUUGCCGAUGCUCAAAGUCAUCAAAGAUUUUUCGAGACAGCAUGGACGCAAUUUCGGACUUGGCUUAUAUUGAGGUGAAAGCUGACAACCCCCUCGUCCUUUUUAAGGAAUGGCAACAAGAGGCGAAGAAUUUCGCCUCCGUAAUACCGGCGGCUUUCUGCUUGGCUACUGUCUCCAAAGAAGGAAAAGUAAGCGCUCGUAAUCUCAUACUCAGACGCUUAGACGAAGACGGUUUCGUCAUGAUGACCGAUAGACGGAGUCAGAAAUCACAAAACUUGAGCGAAGUACCAUCAGCAGCUAUGUGCUUUUUAUUGGCGUACAAAAACGACACUGGAGAACACGUUUCCCGACAGGUACGAAUAGAGGGUCCAGUUGCAGAAAUGAAAAAGGAGGAUUACCAGGAGCUGUACGACGCUGAAACACUGCCCUGCAAAAUACGAUCCCACGUCUGUCAUCAAGGCAAAAAGGUCGAAUGGGACGAACUUAAGGCCUCCCAUGACCGACUGCUACAGAGCGUUACAGACGACAAGACUGAUCUACCCAUGCCCGAUCAUUUUGUCGCCUAUAAGCUGACGCCCUUAAUGAUGGAAUUCUACUAUCAACGAGAUCACCUGAUCGCUGAUCGCGUUUUAUUCGUUAAGGAUUCGAACACGGAUGCCUGGAAUCAUCACCAUCUCGCAGCUUGAGAAUGGAAAUUUACUCUUUCUCAUGCUCUUUAUCAUAAUCGUGAUCUUCCAGGGUAAAAUUAUACAAAAAACUAAGCGGAACUUGCGUUUGGGCGCUUAAAAGUGAAGUAUUUUUAUUUUUAUAUAUUGCAAGAAUUUAUUUUCACAUGUUAUCAUAAAGUAACUGUAUACCUGAUUAUAAGACUUGGAACUUGAUGUUAUAGAUAUUCAAACGAAUCACAGAGUAUAUUGUAUCAAUCGGCUCGUUUACUGUAUUUGUAUGCGAUAUAGUUUUCUACCGUAACACACGCAUCACCGACAAACGUAGUUAUGCUUUCCUUUUUUUUUACGUAAGAUCGCCUGUCGU